Messenger RNA from Mesocricetus auratus (golden hamster), 1831 nucleotides. It is a transcript of the gene Urad, whose product is annotated as ureidoimidazoline (2-oxo-4-hydroxy-4-carboxy-5-) decarboxylase. Gene Ontology annotation, biological process: allantoin metabolic process. The record is from RefSeq and is a predicted model, not a curated record. The coding region runs from base 146 to 700 and encodes 184 amino acids. Gene Ontology annotation, molecular function: carboxy-lyase activity. NCBI's taxonomy places the organism in Eukaryota, Metazoa, Chordata, Mammalia, Rodentia, Cricetidae. The transcript has 3 exons.
UCAAGAUGUAACCGCCAUAGGGGGUAAGAAGCUUGGAAACUUCUCCGGAACAUUGUGCAGGCUCCUCCCAGAGGCUCAGCUGGUGUUGCACAAGGCCAGCUUGUGUGUUCAGCAAAUCCAACCCACUGGGUCAGUGAGAGCAGCCAUGGAUAUGGAGAGAGUCAACUCCAUGGGCUUCGGGGAAUUUGUGGAUGUGUUUGGGAACAUCAUUGAAAAAUGUCCUCUGGUUGCAGCUGCUGUGUGGUCCCAGCGUCCAUUCUCUAACUUGGAAGACUUAGAAAGUCACUUUUUUGCUUUUAUCGAUGCUCUUCCAAGAUCAGGCCAGGAGGGCAUCCUGCGUUGUCAUCCGGACCUAGCGGGCCGCGAUCUGCAGCAGGGCACGCUCACCGCCGAGUCGCAGCGCGAGCAGAGCCAAGCCGGCCUCACCAGCCUGGAUGCGGAUGACCGGCUGCGGCUGCAGCGGCUUAACGCGCAAUACCGAGAGCGCUUCGGCUUCCCGUUCGUGCUGGCUGCGCGCCUGAGCGACCGCGACGCGGUGCCCCGGGAGCUAGCCCGCCGGCUGCACUGCCAGCCAGAGUCCGAGCUGCGUACUGCCCUGGGCGAGGUGAAGAAGAUUGGCCACCUGCGCCUGGUAGAUUUGCUAGGCGCCCAUCCCGCCAGGGUGGAACCGCCCCGGGGCUGGAGAUCCGAAUGCCAGUAGGAUGCGCCACGUAGGGGACUUGGCGUUGCACACCCUUCGCUGGAGAUUGGCUCCGGCCUGGAAGAACAAUCCACUCACCCACACAAAGGAAGUGGAGAAUUGAAGCAAUGACACGACUAAUGCAUCCUUUGUACACCCAUCCACACAGCACGCGUCGGCAAAAUAUGUCAGAUUCUAGAGCGUUUAGCGCUUUGCCCCCGAUUUAUCCAGAUGGCUGCUUCAAUUCUCCACUGGCCCUGCGGCCUGCCCACACUGCAGCCUCGGCAGAUUGAAAGCUCCCACCCGGCUCCCCCACUCUCCUGCUAAGCAGGAACUGGAAAUGCAAAAGGCACUCACUGAAAAGGGGGUCUUGUACUCCAGAGCGAUCUUUCUUCUCCCACUCUGAAAAAAAAAAUUAAAACACUGAUUUUGGUCCUAGGUGACCAACUAGCAGUGGGAGUUGAGUCCUCCCACUCAACUUCCAGCCUGGGGAAGAUGCCCUGAGGAGGUCAGUCAGUUUAGUGUGUGUGUGUGUGUGUGUGUGUGUGUGUGUGUGUGUGUGUGUGUCCAAGUUGGAAAGUUUUGAUAAUCAGGAGCCAGUGUCACACUUGUCCCCCCAGAAGAUCAGCCUUUGGUGAUGGCCCUGCAAGCCAAGCCCUGGGUUUUGUGGAGCCCAGGUGAAGAUGCCAUCCCAUAGUGCUGGCAAUAUGGGCACAGGGAUGGUGCCAAUAGAGAUCUUCCCGUAGAACAAGCCAGACUUGGGAACCUGGAGCUCCAGAGUCAGUUACCCUGCAGCCUGUGGUAGCCACAUGAGAAGCAACACCACUGGCAGGAGGGACCAUCAAAUCCCCCCUCCCCCAUAAUCCCGUUCCCGCCACCCCUGCCAAAGAGAAGGGGCGGAGUUAGUGAGUCCCAGGACUACUACUUACACUUCUUUUGGCAAAGAAAAAACAAAGCCAUACUUGGCUUCCCCAACACAGACAGGUAGAAGCAGAGUUGAUUUCCAAUAGUGAACAACCAAAUAAGACAAAAGGCAUAGCCCCGCUCGGUAAAAAGCUGUGCCACAGAACUUUGGGUUUGGGGGGUGAUGGUCCACAGAAAUAAUCCCCUCCUGGAGCACCCAGAAUCAAAAUAAAGGCUCCAGUUACCUUU